AUGAGGCUACCAUUAUUCCUUGCGCUAUGGAUUGCGCGGCAGUUCUCGACGAUAUCGGCCAACGAUUUCUCUUCUUUUUUGAGCGCAAAUGCAUCGUUGGCCGUUGUCGUUGAUCACGAUUACAUGCACAAGCGAGGCCAGAAUAUAAUAGCGCACUUUGAGAAAAUCCUGAGCGAUACCAUACGCGAAAACAUGAAAAAUGGUGGCAUUAAUGUUCGUUACUUUACGUGGAAUGCCGUCCGUCUUAAGAAGGAUUUUCUGGCUGCCAUUACUGUGACCGAUUGUGAGAACACAUGGAACUUUUACAAGAGCACGCAGGAGACAUCGGUGUUGCUUAUCGCCAUAACUGAUUCGGAUUGUCCGCGAUUGCCAAUCAACCGGGCGCUAAUGAUACCUAUGGUGGAUCAUGGCGAUGAGUUUCCACAAAUUAUCCUCGAUGCCAAGGUUCAGCAGAUUCUGAAAUGGAAAACAGCCGUCGUUUUUUUGGACCAAUCCAUACUUGACAGUAACUCGAUGCUGGUUAAGUCGAUUGUGCACGAGAGCACAACUAAUCACAUAGCUCCCAUAUCUCUGAUACUUUAUAAAAUUGACGACUCGCUGCGCGGCCAGAAGAAACGCAGCGCCUUGCGACAGGCCCUUGCCCAGUUUGCACCCUUCAAGCACGAGCUACAACAUCAGCAGUUUCUAGUACUAUCCCAGUUUUACGAAGAAAUCAUCGAGAUUGCCGAGAGUCUUAAUAUGUUUCAUGUCAACAAUCAGUGGAUGUUUUUUGUACUGGAGGAAUUGCAACGCGAUUUCGACGCCAACACCAUCACCAUUAAUCUGGACGAGGGAGCUAAUAUAGCGUUUGCCCUAAAUGCGACCUCACCCGACUGCAUGGAUACGCUAAACUGCACCAUAACUGAGAUUUCGAUGGCCUUUGUCACAUCCAUAUCACGCAUGAUAUUGGAGGAGCAAUCAAUAUACGGUGAGAUAUCCGAUGAAGAGUGGGAAUCCAUAAGAUCAACCAAACAGGAGAAACAAGACGAAAUUCUAACCUACAUGAAGGACUACCUAAAGAACAACAGCAGAUGCGCUAGCUGCGCCAAAUGGAGCGUCGAGACUGCCGUCACAUGGGGGAAAAGCCAGGAGAAUCGUAAAUUUCGCAGUGCACCGACACGCGACGCCAAGAAUAGAAAUUUCGAAUUUGUAAAAAUUGGCUACUGGAGUCCACUUCUUGGUUUCGUGUGCCAGGAACUGAUGUUUCCACAUAUUGAACAUCACUUUCGCAACAUUACCAUGGACAUUGUCACAGUGCAUAAUCCGCCCUGGCAAAUUCUGACCAAGGACAGCCGAGGUGUUAUAGUCGAGCAUAAAGGCAUUGUCAUGGAAAUACUUAAGGAACUGAGUCGAGCUCUGAACUUCACAUACUAUCUUCACGAAGUCAAGGAGGAUGAAUUUGAUUACAACCUGAGCAGCAAUGAAAGCGAGGAACUGGUGGGUUCGAUGACAUUCCGAAUUCCCUACAAAGUCGUCGAGUUAAUGCAGGGCAAUCGGUUCUUCUUAGCUGCUGUGGCGGCUACUGUCGACGAGCUGCAAAAUAAACCCUUUAACUACACCCAACCGAUUAGUGUGCAGAAGUAUUCGUUCAUUACACGACAACCCGACGAGGUGAGUCGCAUCUAUCUGUUCACAGCCCCCUUCACGCUAGAGACUUGGGGCUGUCUAAUGGGCAUUAUUCUGGUGACCGCGCCGGUUUUAUAUGUGAUCAAUCGGCUAUUACCGCUACACGAACUUAAAAUUAGCGGCCUUAGCACGAUGAAGAAUUGCUUCUGGUAUGUAUAUGGCGCUCUAUUGCAGCAGGGCGGAAUGUAUUUGCCGAAGGCAGACAGCGGACGGCUUGUGGUGGGCUUCUGGUGGAUUGUUGUUAUUGUUCUCGUCACCACCUAUUGUGGCAAUCUGGUGGCAUUUCUCACCUUUCCAAAGUUUCAACCAGGUGUUGACUUUUUAGGGCAGCUAUCCCACCACAAAGAGAUUAGUCAAUAUGGAUUGCGCAAUGGAACUUUCUUCGAAAAGUAUACACAAAGCACCACACGCAAAGACUUUAUGGACUACAUGGAACGUGCAGUCAUAUACAGCAAUGGCAAUGCCGAAGACAUUGCGGCAGUUAAAAGCGGCAGGCGUGUCAAUAUCGAUUGGCGUAUCAACUUGCAGUUAAUUGUGCAACAACACUUUGAACACGACAAAGAGUGUAAAUUUGCGUUAGGUAAGGAGGACUUUGUGGAUGAGCAGAUCGCCCUAAUUGUGCCGUCGGACAGCGCCUAUUUGAACCUUAUCAAUCACCACAUCGACCGCUUGUUCCGCAUGGGCUUUAUUGAGCGUUGGCACCAGACCAAUCUGCCCUCCAUGGACAAGUGCAGUGGCAGAAGCUUGAUGAGACAAAUCACGAAUCACAAAGUAAAUCUUGAAGAUAUGCAGGGCUGUUUCCUCGUACUAAUAUUUGGCUUCUCUACCGCGGUGUUCGUGGCUUGUAUUGAGUUCUGGUAUUUUCGCCUUUAUGUUCAGAGCAAUCAGCGCAAACGCAGCGUCUUUGCCAACUGAGAAACCCUCAGAUGAUGGUAAGUCGCCGGUGGAUUACUUUAAAAACUAAAAAAUUUAUGAAAUAAGU
Molecule: messenger RNA, 2647 nt
Organism: Scaptodrosophila lebanonensis
Lineage: Eukaryota; Metazoa; Arthropoda; Insecta; Diptera; Drosophilidae
Gene: Ir93a
Product: ionotropic receptor 93a
Exons: 11
Coding region: 1-2580 (859 amino acids)
Biological process (GO): monoatomic ion transport
Cellular component (GO): membrane
Molecular function (GO): signaling receptor activity; ligand-gated monoatomic ion channel activity
Source: RefSeq, a predicted model, not a curated record